Suillus subalutaceus is the source of this 1276-nucleotide messenger RNA. RefSeq names its product P-loop containing nucleoside triphosphate hydrolase protein. The record is from RefSeq and is a predicted model, not a curated record. Gene Ontology annotation, cellular component: plasma membrane. Gene Ontology annotation, molecular function: GTP binding; GTPase activity; GDP binding. The transcript has 7 exons. Lineage: Eukaryota; Fungi; Basidiomycota; Agaricomycetes; Boletales; Suillaceae. The coding region runs from base 414 to 989 and encodes 191 amino acids. Gene Ontology annotation, biological process: signal transduction.
CCAAUUAAUAGCAGGCCAAUUGAAGUAGAUCGAGCGAUGAUCAUCACGGAUUGUGCAUUCUGCUUCCGUCGCGCAUCAUACUUCACGAACCACUCGAAGGAAGCAUGUUUAAAUUUUUAGGACACGACUGCUACGCAAUCGAUGGACCUUGCUCCGAAGAACACGUUAGCGAAGUGCAUCAAUAUUAACAUUGAUCUCAUUAAUCUUUGUGGUUUCUAACCACAUUAAUAUUCAGCUUGCGCUCUCGCUUCUCUUACUCUCCCGAUUCUCGCAUCUCAGUCCCUGCCGCUGAGAAACUAUUUUAGACGCGUCGUGAAUGCUCUCGAUUACUUCCCACACCCUAGCACAGGUUGCAUCACUUGUGCAGUGCGCUUGCACCCUUGGCUCCUUAUCUCAUACCCACCUCUCAAAAUAUGAGGCACUUCAAUGUCGUCGUCCUAGGAGCUGGAGGAGUAGGGAAAUCUGCGUUGACGGUGCGAUUUGUUCAAGAUGUUUUCGUGGAGAACUAUGACCCCACAAUCGAAGAAGCUUAUCGGCGUAUCCUCGAUAUUGAUGGCGUAAAGACUUCGCUAGAAGUAUUGGAUACUGCUGGUGCUGAGCAAUUUACUGCUAUGAAAGAGUUUUACAUCAAAUCCGGCCAGGGAUUCGUGUUAGUCUUCAGCCUCACACAAGAAGCAAGUCUUAAGGAGCUGAACAAUCUUCGACAGCAGAUACACCGAGUGAAGGGAAUGGAUAGCGAUGUUCCUAUCGUUGUUGUUGGGACAAAGCUCGACCUCGUCACGGAACGAGAAGUAGCAAGAAGCACGAUACAAUGCCUGGUUGCGCUUUGGAAGAUACCAUUCUACGAAACAUCAGCCAAGCGUGAUUGGCACAUUAACGAUGUCUUCCAAGAACUUGUCAAGCAGAUGCUUAUGCGCUACCCAGACGAACCACCCAUAAAGAAGGCUUCACGCCGGUUACGCCGCCACAAACCCUGCAUCGUGAUGUAAUGGAUGCAGAAUAUCUGUGACGCUACUCACAAUGUCUUGAUUUAUUACGCCUAUCGAAGUCGCAUCAGGUCCGAACUUCGGCUAUGAUCACCCUCAUGCACGUUAUUUUAUAUAUAUACCCCACACAGACCAAACUGGUUGCAUUAUGUAUUGCCCUAAUAUUUGGGAUCAUGUGUACUUAGUUAUGUUAGAAUUCGAGUAUCUGAGAAGUAUAUCACGUAAGCAUGUUGUGGUUUAUUUACUCCAAAUCGAACGCAUUUUUUCCGGUGGGCUCUUUGUUCCUUGCU